UGCGAUCAUUUGGCUGCCAUCAGGUCCGAGGCCGCGGAACCCGCGUCUCCACCGACCCAAAGCAAAAGGCCGCAACUGCUGCCCGCCUCCCGCUCCGCGCCACAUCCGCCUUGGGGAAAGCGGCCGAAAGCACGGCGGCAGGAAGAGCGGCUUAAGCGGUCCCGGCGCUAGCGGGGCGCGUUCCUUGCUGCGGGGGGGCUUUGCUUGCUUGGCUGGAAGAAACCGGCGUCGGAGGACGGUCGGUGCAAAGGGUUCAUGGCAAGAAUGUGGACACAAGUGAUGGUGUGCAUAGUGUUAGGCAGAACAACAUCUUCUCUGCAGUGCCCUGAUGGACACACAUGUGAGGGAUUUUCUACUUGUUGCAAGCAUCUUAGAGGGGAUGGAUACACUUGCUGCAACCGACCUCAGUUCAUGGGAGCAUCACUACACAUAUUGUAUGCGGACAACUUGAAUGAGGUCAAGGGUGUUGUGUGUCCUGAUGGUACCAUGUGCCCAGUGGAAUACUCCUGUCAGCAUACUCUGGAUGCUUCCUUUGCUUGCUGCCCUUGGGAACAGGCCGUCUCUUGUGCUGAUGGACGCCAUUGCUGCCCUCUUGGCUCCCGCUGCAGUUCUGAUGGGCAGUUGUGCCUACAAAGUGAAGUCCGUGCUGUUCAGUGCCCAGAUGGAGAAUCAGAAUGCCCAAAUGAUUCCACUUGUUGUGUGAUGGCCGAUGGAUCCUGGGGUUGUUGCCCAAUGCCUGAGGCAUCCUGCUGUGCAGACAAGAUCCAUUGCUGUCCUCACGGUAUGACUUGUGACCUUGCACUUGCACGGUGCUUUGUAGCCUCUGGGGAGCAGCCUCUUUGGAAGAAGUUCCCAGCAAAGAAGCAAGCACUGGUGUUAAGUAUGGAACAGGAAGGUCUUUCUCAGAAAAAUAUCUGCCCAGGUAAUCAGUCUAGCUGUCCUGAUAUUGCUACUUGCUGCCUGCUUCCAUCUGGCCACUAUGGUUGCUGCCCCUUACAAAAUGCUGUGUGCUGCAGCGACCACCUUCACUGCUGCCCACAGGGCACCAUGUGUGACCUGACUCAUUCCAAAUGCACCAUGACACUACAUUGGUUGUGGCCCAUCACCCACCUCCCUAUGGACCUGCAAACAACUCAUGAUGUACAGUGUGAUGCAGAGCCCACAUGCCCAGAGGGAAACACUUGCUGCAAGAAAACCUCAGGCACGUGGGGGUGUUGCCCCCUGGAGAAGGCUAUCUGUUGCACAGACCACAUGCAUUGUUGCCCUGGAGGCUACACUUGUGAUCCAUCCUUGAACAUCUGCCUGAAGCCAGAACACUCCCUGCCUUGGGCACCCAAGCUUCCUGCCAGUAUGCCACAAAGUUAUGGCAUUUUUUGCAAUGACACUGCCAGUUGCGAUGAAGGGCAGACCUGCUGCAAGAGUGUGUCAGGAGAUUGGAGCUGCUGCCAGCUGCCCAAUGCUGUCUGCUGUGAGGAUCACCAGCACUGUUGUCCUUCUGGCUACACCUGCAAUGUAGCGGCCCAGACUUGUGAAAAGCAGCAGUGGCCCAGGCUCCUUGAUGCAGGACGACCACUGAUUACUUCACAUGCUGCUACCUCCAGCCGGCAUGUCUCAUGUGAUGAUCAGCACCACUGCCAUGAUGGCCAGACUUGCUGCAAAGCACACUCGGGUGGGUGGGCCUGUUGCCCCUACAACAAGGGAUCCUGCUGCCGUGACAGGCGCCACUGCUGUCCACGUGGCUUCUAUUGUUCCCAUUCUGGAUUUCAAUGCUAUACGAAGCAUUGGGACAGCAGUUCCUUCUCCCCUCGCUUUGCGCAAGCAUACCUGUUGCUUUGAUUUGCCUUCUUCAGGGGACUUGCCCCAUGCUUGGGGCUGGAGUGAGCUCUGCAGCAGAGCUACUUCUGCCAAGUUGUUCUGACCUUGAGGGCUUCCUAUUGACCUCCUUUUUCAGGCAUCACCCCUAAUAAUGAGUCAAUUUUCCUGUCCCUAUUCCUCAUAAUGUGAUCUUUAGAACCAAUGAGGUUCACUGCUGUGCCCAGUAUCAUCAAGGCUAUGACCUGGCAUUUCAAAGAAUUCACCUUUUCAUCUUCUCAUAGGCAGAUUUCUGUGGGCUUAAUAUCUUGCUUUGUCUCUGCAGUUGCUUAACCAUACACACGGGGGGUUACUUUCACACAUUUAUUAAAAAUUAAACCUUGGCCCUAGAUUGACAGCUGGUUUUGCCCCCACCAGCCACUUUGAGGAAUACCGCCCCUACUUCUUAUCCUAAAUGGUAGCUAGGCAGAGCCAACAGGACCUUAUUCCAGUUCCUGGCAUAGAUAGUUUCCCAUGGUGGCCAAAACUGUUUCCAUUCCCAAAUCAGUUCAGAGACUAGAUUGCAAAGGAUCUAGAUAAACAAUAUCAGCCAGGAACCCCUGCGGCUCAGUGGCCACCAUGGAUUACAGUACAUUCCCCCAGAAUGAAAUAUUUGAGACUGGCUGAUUUAUUUUCUUUUCAAUAGAGGAUUCCAGUUUCUCAAAUUCUCAAAUGUGCCAAUUGCUCCAAAAAAGUUAAGGACCCCCCUAGUGAGUGAUUUUUUUAAAAAAAAUCUUCCACUAACUGCACAUGAAUGAUACAUGAGCAUGACUCAUCUCAAUUUUCAAGCUAGCAAAAUGUCUCUCUAUUCUGCAUUUUCCCUUGAAAAAUGAGAGACAUCUUGGUAUCUAUGUAUAAAAAUGAGAGCUAUCUUGGUAGCUAUGUAUACUUCUAAUGUUGUGUUUCGUUGUGUGUCAUUACUUACCAUCUUGAUGCCUGUGAGUUUUGGCUUCUCACCAACAAAUUUUCCUCCUCCAGUGUUGAAAGCCUUUUUGUUAGUAUUUACUUUCUGUUAGUACUGACCUGUUACAUUGACUUUCUAUUUUUGCACAAGUCUCCAUCAUGAAGCAUAUAAUCUCUGUAUUUCCAGGGCUUAAUUUGAGGAUGUACUCACCCACUUCAGAGCCUAUUUUGUAAACACCCAGGCUUAGCCCUGGAAGAAAUUAGAUGAUGAUAAUAAAAUAGCAUUUUUAAGCACAUGCAGAAUGACCUAGGACUUCACAAGGCUGGUAAUGAGGGCAAAUAAGAAGUGUGGGCCUGCGCUACAUAUUAAAGUAGAGUAAAAAUCAUAUUUAAUGUGGGAUUGUCACUUGCCUGGGGUAAGAUUUUUCAGACAGGCAAGAUUCUUUUCUUUUCUUUCUUUUUACAAAAGCUGACCCCUUUUUUGUUGUAAGCCACCAAUCACAAAUAGAAGUAUGUACAGACAGAGGGAUUACUAUCCUCCUUGAUGGCAAGAAGUUGAGCAGCAAUGCUAAUUGUUUAUACAUUUUAAUUGUUUAAUGUAGUUUUGCUGGGAAAGGUUUAGCCCAAGAACAUAUUUGGAAUGUAAAUAAAUAAAUAAAAAGUGUUUCUGAU
This is a messenger RNA of Elgaria multicarinata webbii, 3426 nucleotides long. It is a transcript of the gene GRN, whose product is annotated as granulin precursor. Bases 256 to 1836 code for a protein of 526 amino acids. The record is from RefSeq and is a predicted model, not a curated record. Gene Ontology annotation, cellular component: extracellular region. NCBI's taxonomy places the organism in Eukaryota, Metazoa, Chordata, Lepidosauria, Squamata, Anguidae. The transcript is spliced from 12 exons.